Messenger RNA from Insectozyma verbasci, 1533 nucleotides. The record is from the annotation of a GenBank genome assembly. NCBI's taxonomy places the organism in Eukaryota, Fungi, Ascomycota, Pichiomycetes, Serinales, Debaryomycetaceae.
AUGUUUCUGGUUAUUUUAAUACCUUUAUGUUUAUUGGUUGUUAUCAUUAAUUAUGUUUUCAAUUACUAUCAAAGAUCCAAAUUAAUUUCAAAAUAUAAAUGUAAACCAAUUACCCAAUUGCCUACCAAAACUAUAUUAGGUAAACUUGGUAUCGAUGCUUUAUUCAAUCAAGAAAAGACUAAAAAAAGUGGUACUUUCCAUGAAGAUUUAUAUUCAACUUUUAAGUCGCUUAAAACUACAACUUUUCAAAACACCCUACUUUUUCAAAAUCAAGUCAUGACUAUUGAGCCAGAAAACAUUAGAUUAUGUACUUCUUCUGCUCAUUUUAAUGAUUGGAAUAUUGGUUGGAGAUCUUUGGCAUUUGAACCAUUAUUAGGUAAUGGAAUUUUUUCAAGUGAAUCAGGACCAAAAUGGAAACAUUCAAGAAUGAUGUUAAGACCAAUAUUUGCCAAAGAACACUUAAAACAAAUUACAGAAAUGGAACAAUAUACUCAAUCAAUUAUAAAGAUAAUUAAACUUAAAAAUGGUGUUUCAUUCGAUCUUCAACAAUUAUUUAAUAAUUUUACAAUUGAUUAUGCUACGAAUUUCUUAUUUGGUGAGAGUUGUGAUCUGUUAAAAGAUCUAUUAGGGGAAAUAUCUACUUCUACAAUUGACAAAGAUUUGAAAAAUUCAUUUGCGGAAGCAUUUAAUGUCAGUCAAGAUUAUUUAACAAAAAGAGCUUCUCUUGGUCCAUUUAUGUUUUUAUGUAAUGAUUCAAAAUUCAAAGAGGCUAAUAAAAUUCAGCAUGAAUUUGUUAGUUAUUACGUUAACAAAGCUAUCAAUUUAUCAGAAAAAGAAUUAAUUGAUGAUUCCAAAAGUUAUACUUUUUUAUAUCAAUUAGCUAAACAAACUAAUGAUCCACAAGUUUUACAAGAUGAAUUAUUGAAUAUUUUAUUAGCUGGAAGAAAUACAACAGCAAGUUUAUUAUCAUUUUUAUUUUUUGAAUUAGCUCAUAAUCCAAAAAUAUUUCAGAAAUUAAAAUCAGAAAUUCUUAAAUAUUAUCCAGAUGUUAAUUCAAUCACUUUUGAAUCAUUACAAUCUUGUCAAUAUUUAAAGUUUGUAAUUAAUGAAACAUUAAGAUAUAAUCCAUCAGUACCAAUAUCUACAAGAACAGCAAGUAAAUUAACUAUUUUACCUAAAGGUGGUGGUUCCGAUAAUGAAUCACCAAUUUUAAUUGAAAAGGGAACUAGAAUUGUAUUUCCAUUAUUUGUUUCCAAUAGAAAUGAAAAAUACUUUGGAGAAAGAACUAAUGAAUUUAUUCCUGAAAGAUGGGAAAAUUUACCUGCAAAUGGUGGAAUUGCAUUUAUGCCAUUUAGUACUGGUCCUCGAUUAUGUUUAGGUCAACAAUUUGCAUUAAUUGAAACUAGUUAUUUAACAAUUAGAUUCUUACAAGAAUUUAAUCAAUUGGAAAUUGUUGAUGAUGUUUAUCCACCUUUAAAGACAGCCAAUGCAUCAAUGAGAUUAUUAGAUGGAUGUAAUGUGAUAUUUACCUGA